Molecule: messenger RNA, 1713 nt
Organism: Symbiodinium sp. CCMP2592
Lineage: Eukaryota; Dinophyceae; Suessiales; Symbiodiniaceae
Source: the annotation of a GenBank genome assembly
AUGGGCGCUCUCAAAGCAUAUCUUGCCAUCCUCCCGCUCGUGAUCUUCGGGCUUUUUCUACUUUGGAUUGGCCACGGCGGCCUUGAAAAGGAGGGCGAGCCCUCCGUGGCACCGCAGACAGCGGCGCGUGGCGUGAUCUCUGCCGAAGCGCUGCGGAUCAUUGCUACGCACCACGGCAGCAUGGCCCCGAAGGCUUCUUCAGGUGGAGGCGCCAACAAGUCGGGGAAACAAGGUGGUGGCAAAGGAGAGCCUCCACAGCAGGUGUCCAGGGUGGAAUUCGGACUUCCCCAAGGUGUUGUCUCGGCUCUGCAAUCUAUUCAGAACAGGUCAACGCAGGACCUGUGGGGUCCUGCAGCAGUGCUGGAGUCGCAAGCCACAGCGGAACAGCGAUUCCAGCGCCGUUCCAACGCUGCCAAUCGUCUCUCCAAGCGCCUGUCCGGCAACAUGCGUGCGAAAGAGGAGCUGGCGACAGCGCUGCAGCAGUGGUUUAUGCUUGUGAGCCAACGCCUGGUCGGGCUUAUUACCCAAGUCAGGGCGUUGGGCAACAAGUUGGACGAGGACACCACUGUGGCGGCCGCCGAGAUGAGGGAUAUUUUGGCAGCACAGCCCUCGGAGCUCACUACGGCUCAGGUUGUCAAGGCGGAGGAGACCAUGGGCCCUAUUUGGUCCCCUUCGCAAGAACACGUGGUGAUGCAGUUGGCUGCAGGCCUCAAGGCUUUUGGAACAGUGCUGCCUGCACCCCUGCCUACAGAGCCUGGACCGCACGCCCUUUUCGCCAUGGAGCCUCCGCAGCUACCCUCCGGCCCUGUCCUGGCACAGGACGGCGCUUCCGAUGUCAGUUUUGGUCAAACUGGACUUCACGAACUGCCUGGGAUGACCCCGACCUCCACUCCUCUUGCAAACAGAGGUGCAGUGGUGGAUGUCGAGUUACCCCGGGCAGCCCCAGUCCUUGGGCAGCUCGACUCCUUGAGCUUCGGGUCUAUCGCUCCGACCGUGGUCUCUGGGCGAUGGCGGAAGCGCAGUGCAGGCCAUUCCGACCGGCCCUCGAAGAGCCCCAGGCGAGAUCAUGUGGAACCACCUUGGACAAGAGAAGCGACGGGCCGUACGCCCGACUCUGUGCAACGUGCUCCGCAAGUGGCUGUGGUCGACGACGGCCCCGAGCUCAUCCCGGACCCUACGUCCAACAGUACGAGUCCUUGGACGGUGGCGUGGCUUGCUAUGCUCCACUUCUGCACCGAGAACGGAGCGGACCUGAUCGGCGAACUGAGGCAAUGCUCACGUCAAGAUGCAGCCCUGCCACUCACUGUGGAUGCACAGGCCCAGGAGGUUGUGGCGCUUGCUGCCGAAGCUGUCUGGGAAGGCAUGUUGCGUGCGGUGGCCAAACCGGAGCUGGCCCAUCUCCAGUCCCUUCAUCGAGAUCUGCGAGAGGUCAUGCAGCAGCUUUGGUUGUGUUCCAAUGCCCUUCCGUCUGCCAGGCAGGGACUUCUUGUGGCUGCUCAUUUGACUGCGGGAAGGAUUGUGGACCCGUUCUCGUAUGCGCCCUCAACAGCACAGGAGUGGCUCUUCCCGGACCUACUUCUCGAGGCCGACGCCCCGAUCCGUGGCUUUAUUGCAAAAGAUGCGUCACAGGACACAAGAGUGCAAGUGCUGCUCCGGAUGCCAUCACCCUUCCUCCGAGUGACCGACUCUGCGGACCCCACGGAGCUAGAGUGA